Molecule: messenger RNA, 3016 nt
Organism: Bursaphelenchus okinawaensis
Lineage: Eukaryota; Metazoa; Nematoda; Chromadorea; Rhabditida; Aphelenchoididae
Source: the annotation of a GenBank genome assembly
AUGUCGUUCAUUGACGUACCUGAAGGCAGUGAUUUCACCUGGGACAACUUGCCAUAUGGGGUGUUUUCAACCAAAGAUAAUGUAGGAAUUUAAAUUUUUGAAAAUUAAAAAAAAUUUUUUUUUGAAAUUUUGGUUGAAUAUUUAAAAUUUGAGUUUAUUACGGCCUGAAAAAUUUAUUUUUGAUUUUUUUUGAAGUUAUGUUUGUUUUAGCCCAAAAAUCGAAUUGGAGUAGCAAUUGGAACCAAGAUAUUGGACUUGAGUGUUAUCAGUCAUUUGUUCGAUGGUCCUUUGUUGAACGACAAACAAGAUGUCUUUAGGCAGGUAAGGGAUGUAAAAUACGAAUUUUCAUCUAGACAUGUUUGUAAAAGACAGGGCAGGAUAGUGUAAGGUAGGUAGUGAAGGGUAUGAUAUUGAUAUAGCUGGUUAGUGUAGGAUGGGGUAGGGUGUAGUAAGGUAGGGUAGAGUAGGGGAGGAUCGGGUAGGGUACGAUAAUAUAGGGUAGGCUAGGAUAAUUUACAUUAGACUCUGUAUUGUUUAAAAAACAAAUGUUACAGUACUUAUAUAACUCUAAAAGUCUAAUUUUAGACAAUAUUGAACCCCUUCAUAGCCCUUCCAAGGCAAUAUUGGGCCGAAGCCAGAAAAACUCUCCAAACCUUACUAUCAAAGGACUGUGACAAACUUAAAAAUGAUCAAAAUUUGAUGGAAAAAGCCUUUGUAAACCAAGCCGAAGCUACAAUGCAUUUACCAAUAGCAAUUGGAGACUACACUGACUUUUACUCAUCGUAUUACCACGCCGUCAAUUGUACCAAGAUGUUCUUGGGAAGUGAGGAAUUGACCGGUAAUUGGUGGGUAUAUUAAUAUAUUUUGUUUGUAAUAGGUGCCGACAUAAAGAACCCGCCAUUUUUUACAGAAAUUACAGACAAAAUAUGGCGGGUUCUUUAUGUCGGCACUUAAUAUUAAUGUUAUAGUACUUUACACUUGAUUUAUCGGAAGUUUUAGGUAAUAAAAUGAUGAUUCCUUUUAGGAAACACCUACCUACGGCUUAUAAUGGCAGAUCAUCAAGUGUUGUUGUCUCUGGAACUGAUAUUAUAAGACCUAAAGGACAGUUCAGGGAUUCUAAAGGUAGGUUGAUAUACAUUACUGUAGCCCUACCUUCUACCCCUACCCCCUACCCCUUAACUUCUACCUCCUACUCCCUACCUUCUACUCCCUACCGUCUAUCUUCUAUCUCCUACCCUUUACCCUCUCCUACCCUCUAUCUUCGCCUCCCCCCUUCCUUCCCCCCCCCCUCCCUACUUAACCACACCUUUCAGACUCCCCACCAACAUUCGGCCCAACCGCCCUCCUCGACUACGAAUUUGAAAUGGCAUUCGUAGUCGGUGGACCACCAACUCAACUAGGCCACCCGAUUCCAGUCGCAGAAACACAAGACCACAUCUUUGGCAUGGUGAUUCUGAACGACUGGAGCUCGAGAGACAUCCAGUUGUGGGAGAUGGCACCAUUGGGACCAUUUUUGGGAAAAUCGUUUGGAACUUCGAUUAGUCCAUGGAUCGUCACUAUGGAAGCAUUGGAGCCGUUUUUGGUACCGAAUCCGGUGCAAACACCGAAACCACUGGAAUAUCUGCGACAUGAUGAUGAUUACAGCUAUGAUAUUUUACUUGAGGUCAGUUGCUUUGGUGUUUCACUUUUUUUGCUUAAAAAUGAAUUUUUAUGCUUAAAGGCGAGCUUUAGGCUUGAAAAUGAAAUUUUGGGUUUAAAAAUGAAACUUUAGGCUUAAGAAUGAAAUUUUAGACUUAAGAAUGAAUGUUUUGUCUUAUUAGGUGUUUAAAAGUAAUUUUAGGCUUAAAAUUGAAAUUUUAGGCUUAACAGGGAGUCUUAGGCUUAAAGCUUAAUUUUGGGAUAAAAAAUGAAUAUUAGGCGUAAAAAUGAAUUUUUAGGCUUAAAAAUGGGCUUAAGGUUUAAAAAUGAACUUUUAGGCUUAUGAAUGAACUUUUAGGCUUAAAAAUGAAUUUUAGGGUUAAAAAUGAAUUUUAGGCUUAAAAAUAAAACUCUAGGAUUAAGAAUAAAACUCUAGGUUUAAGAAUGAAUUUUAGGGUUAAAAAUGAAUUUUAGGAUUAAAAAUAAAACUCUAGUCUUAAGAAUGAAUUUUAGGGUUAAAAUAAGUUUUAGGCGUAUUAAGAUUAACUUUAGGCUUAAGUAUGAUAUUUUAAUUUGAAAAAAGAAAUAUUUUAGACCACAAUAAAGCCCUCCAGCUCAACAGAAGCCUAUAAAGUAGCGAAAACCUCAUUCAAACAUCACUACUGGACAAUGAAACAACAACUAGCACAUCACACUGUGAAUGGAUGCAACGUGAACCCGGGUGAUCUGAUGGGCUCGGGAACUGUCUCCGGACCAACUGAAGGCGAACGAGGUUGUAUGUUGGAGUUGAACUGGAAUAGAACCGUGGAUAUUAAGUUGGGCGAUCAGAAGAGACACUUUUUGGCGGAUGGCGAUGAGGUGGUCAUGAAAGGUAGGGUUUUGAACGUGAUAGGAGUUGGGGUAAGGUUAUAGUAGCCUACUAUAACCUCAUACUAUUAGUAGGGCUAUUCGUUAUGGGUGGAGAGGAGGUAGGAUUCAGUAAAUUAUGAUACAUAAAAGGUAGGGACGGGAGCACGAGUAGGGGUGGCGAUAGGGGUAGGUUCAGAGGUAGGGGUUGAGGAAGGGUAGGGUAUGGUAGUGAGUAGGAGGAGGCGCUGAGGUAUGGUUGGUAUAAAGGACUUCAAAAAGCAUGUUCUUUAGGCAUGGUAAAAGUAAAACGUUUAGUGGGAGUGGGUGGGGGUUGAUAAAAAAAAUGUUUUGGGCAAGGUAUAUAUUUGAGGGGGGGGAGAGGUGAAGUAAAUUUUUUUCGGCUAGGAGGGGCUUUAAUACAGAAUUUUGAUUUUUAAUUCUCUUUUUGAUUUCAGCUCACUGUGAAAAUAACGGCAAACGAAUUGGCUUUGGAGAAUGUCGAGGAACGAUCCUACCGGCUCUACCGUAA